UUACAACCAAAGGCUAUAUACCAGCAUUGUCGGUCACAUAGACUGAAUUUGGUUAUUGCAUCUUCUUGUAGGCAAGUCCCUUUAAUUCAGGACUUGUUUAACUCGUUAGGAACACUGACGUGGUUUCUAGGAGGCAGUCCAAAAAGAAAAGUUAUCCUUUGUAGGCAUUUGAUAGCAGGAGACAUGGCUGAAUUGAUUACAGCAGAAGACAAGGAAGAAGAAGAACCAGAAGAAGAACUAGAAGAAAACUUAGAACAGGAGGAAACUUCGAAACUAAGUGAUACGCUUAUUCGUAAAUCGUCAUCAAGGCAAGUCCCAGUACUGUGUGAGACAAGGUGGUCGGCUCGAUUGGCAACACUGUCCAGUGUCUUGGCCAAAUACAAAGCCAUAUACCUUGCACUGCAAGAUAUUGUUGCAGAGAGCUCUGGCACUGAUUCGAGGGCGAAAGCUUCAUCUUACCUCAGACUUUUACAGUCCUCUAGUUUUAUUGUUUGCUUGGUCGUUAGUCAGUACAUUCUGAGCUUUUGUGAUCCUCUGACGAAGUCUUUGCAAUCUCCAAACUGUGACGUUCUGAAGGCUUAUCAAACAGCCAAGCUGCUUCGCACAACGAUUUCUGCGCAACGACGUGAAGACAAGUUUAAAGAAUUAUGGGAAAGAGUUCAAACAGUUGCAGGCGAGGUGGAUGCCCAAAUUGAUAAACCUAGAACCGCAAUAAGAAGCACCUACAGAAGCAAUGCUGGCAUGCAGACUGCGGAACAGGACAGCGCUGUGGCAUACUUCAGAAGAAACGUGUACUACCCUUUCAUUGAUCACGCUGUGACAGAGCUCAACAAUCGCUUCCCUGAUACAUCUGAAUCAAUGCUCAUUGGGUAUAGACUUCUUCCUAGCAGUGUUAGCAGUAUAACAAGAUCUGAGGUGAAUUCAAUUAAGCUCUUCUAUGGUCCAGACUUACCAAAUGGAGCUACAUUCGAGCCUGAAGUAGAAGUUUGGAAAACCAAAUGUUUUCAACUUCCUGAGAAAGACAGGAGAGUAACAUUAACGGAUGCCGCAAAGAUGGCAGACAGUCAAUAUUUCCCCAAUAUUCAUGAGAUUUUCAAACUUAUUCUAACAUCUCCUGUUGGUUCCGUGCCGUGCGAAAGAUCGUUUUCGGCUCUCCGGAGAUUGAAGGAGUGGUCGAGAUCAACAAUGACGCAAGAAAGACUGUGUGGCUUAGCUCUUUUAUAUAUUCAUAGAGACGUGGCUGUAAGCAGAGAGAAUGUCUUACAAAGAUUUGAUUGUACAGGACACCGCCGAUUGGGGCAAUUGUCGUUAUAGAGGCUCCAUGUUCACUUUGAUUAAUUAAUUAAAGUAUAUAUGUAGUAGACUACUAGUAGUUUGAGGCUAAAUAUAUUGCCUUAUUGAUAUAAAACUUGCCUCGGUAAAAUU
Messenger RNA from Corticium candelabrum, 1425 nucleotides. RefSeq lists its product as uncharacterized. The record is from RefSeq and is a predicted model, not a curated record. NCBI's taxonomy places the organism in Eukaryota, Metazoa, Porifera, Homoscleromorpha, Homosclerophorida, Plakinidae. Bases 184 to 1314 code for a protein of 376 amino acids. The transcript has a single exon. Gene Ontology annotation, molecular function: protein dimerization activity.